GGGCCGGUGGGAGUGUGAGGAGCCUCUAAGUUUAGUGUCCAAACACACGGACGGACCUCAGAGCCGCUUGAGACGGAGCCCGACGGCCGCAGAAACUCUGACGGACGCUGAUAGAGAUCACAGAGACACAUAAAGACUGAGCGGGAUGAUGGCGUCGUCUGGUGAGGAGCAGCAGGUUCCUGAUGAAGCGGCGCGUGUUAAAGACGUUCAGUCGCAUUACUUGCGCUGUCCUUCUCCCAGCUUCUCCAUGACGUCCGAUCGCUUCUCCUCCGUGUCGGACCGCUUCUCCACGAUCUCCGGCUCUGACGCCGAGAGCAUCUUCAUGGAGCCGAUCCAUCUGUCCUCCUCCAUCGCUGCCAAGAAGAUCAUCAGUGAAGAGCUGAGGUCCAGAGAGGUGCGGACGCCGCUGACCCCUGACAGCAUGCUGGAGUCGGCCGAGCAGCUGAUGGUGGAGGAUCUGUACAACAGAGUGAAGGACAUGAUCGACGACCGCAGCCCCUACAACACGCCCUGUGUGCUGGACAUCCAGAGAGCGCUGAUCCAGGACCGACUGGAGGCGCCCUUCAACCCCGUCGACGAGGUCUGGCCCAACGUCUACAUCGCAGAGAAGUCGGUGGCGGUGAAUAAAGGCCGUCUCAAACGCCUGGGCAUCACUCAUGUGCUCAACACCGCUCACGGCACCGGCGUCUACACCGGCCAGGGGUUUUACCAGGGCAUGGACAUCACCUAUAUGGGCAUCGAGGUGGAUGACUUCCCAGACGCAGACAUCUCUCCUCACUUCCGCUCGUGCGCUGAGUUUAUGGACGAUGCUUUGCUGACACACCGAGGCAAGGUGCUUGUGGACUCAAUGAUGGGUGUGAGCCGGUCAGCGGUGCUUGUCGCUGCUUAUCUCAUGAUCUUCCAGAACAUGAGCAUCAUGGAGGCCCUGCUGGAGAUCAGGAAGAAACGUGCCAUCAACCCCAACGAAGGGUUUAUAAAGCAGCUGCGCCAACUCAACGAGACUCUCAUGGAGGAACGAGACGAUGACGACACCCUCAGCCAGUGCUCCGUGAUCGACACCCGCGCUCGUCUUGACGAGGAGGAGAGCAUGUUUGGAGUUAAAGCCGAAUCCAUCAUGGUGGACGAGGAGGAAGAUAGCGGCAGCAUCAUGAGCAGUGUCGCGUCUUCUGCCGCCGCCGCGGCUCUCAAAGCUGGACUUCUUGGUGGCCUGAGCAAACCCGACCUGGAGGUGACCGCUGAGCACCCGGCGCUCCCUGGAAAAGACAGGGAAGAUGAAGAUGGGGAUGUGGACAGCAUGAUAAGGGAGUGGCAGAAGCGCAACGAGAAGUACCAGAAUGAGGACUGGUGGGAGGCACAGCUGAUGUGCGACGGGGAGGAUAGCGAGUCCUUGCUGGGCGACGGAAAACCGCCGGCCGUGCGACCCGAGGACCUGGAGAGCGUGACCAGUGAAGAUGUGCGAAUGGUGAAGGAACACAUCAGGCGUCGUCGUCGACCCGCUUCGGAUGCAGGGUCCACGACGAGCCACAGCAGCUUUUCUGAUCUCUGGAAGCAGCGUCUGAAGGAGAUCGAGGAGCAGGCCGCGGCACGAUACCGACUCAAAGAGGCCGACGAGGAGAGCGAAGCAAGCCAGAAAAGAAUCAAUGACGAUGUCGAGAGCAUCCUCUCGGACAGCAGCUCCAUGUACAACUUCUGCAAGAAGAACAAGGAGAACCUAACACCUCUGGAACGAUGGAAGGUUAAGCGAAUUCAGUUCGGAUGGAACAAAAAAGAUGGCGAGCAAGUGGAGGCCAAGCCGGAAGCUCCCACUCCCUCGCUGGAGGACGUCAACUUGACGGCUUAUCAGACCUGGAAACUCAAGCAGCAGAAGAAACAUGGCGGCGAAGAAGACAAGGACGAAAUUCUGGAGAUGAGUCGAGCCGAGGACCCGGCCACGAUCAAGAAAAGACAGCGACGCGAGGAGCUUCUGGAGCGCACGAGGAAGACGCUGGAGGAGAGCCAGUCGGUGUGCGGCUGGGAAACUGAAAGCGCUCUGAGCGGAAGCAUCCCGCUGUCCGCUUUCUGUGCUGGAGCCUUUCCGUCUGCAAGCGAUUCCACUGGAGACGAUAACGUGUCUGUGCUCAGCGGAAGGUCUUCUGUCCUUUCAGCUCAUAGCACCCGAUCCCAGCCUCCAGUUCCUCAGGAGCCUCCGGCUGCAGUCGUCGGCCCUAACGGCGAGCCCAUGGUAAACAUCGCCAACAUCCAGAACUGGAUUGCCAAUGUGGUCAAUGAGACUCUCAUGCAGAAGCAAGCCGAGAUGACGAUGGGAGGGAGUCUCGCACCUUCCAGAGCGGGAUCGGUGUUCAGUCUGGGUGUCGGACGCAGAGGAGACGAUGACAAAGCCUCAAUGCUGAGUGGAUCCACAUCCUCGUCCCGAAGCAGGGCAGAAUCCGUGCUGUCUUUGGGUGGAAAGACUCGAUCCGUGCUCUCAGCUGGCGGCCGGGCCGAGUCCGUGCUUUCUGCUGGAGGAGCGUCCAACCUCUCCUCGGUGUCCCGGAGGAGCAAGAUUACUACGACCAGUGUGCCGCUCUACAGCCUCUUCCAAGACCAGGUGAACCUUCACAAACUGGACACCAUGGAGAAAGAAAUCAAGUCUGACAUGCGGGACAAGAUGGCGUCCUAUGAGGUGAAGAAGAUCACAGAGGACAACAAGCGCAGUACGUUAUACAAGAAGAAGAAACCAAAGGAGGAGGACGACGACGACGAAGUAAAUCAUGGAAAAUCGAACGGAUUUGAUGAUUUGGCAACACGAUCCUCUGAGAAGCCCAAACCUAAAAGAGAUUACGGCCGUUCCGGAAUACUGAACCUGCCAGCCUCAGCCAGUAAUUCCACCAGCAGCAUCGAUGAAUGGCUCGAAAAUGUAAGACCUCCUCAGAGCAAACCUACGCCUUCCAGUGGAGACGGCGAGCCACCCCGUAUGACUCGGCCGCUGUACGAGGAACCUUCGGAGCUUGACUUCCCGAGCCGCAGGAGCUCAAUUUCUGUCAAUGACGACAAAGAGGAGGAAUAUAGCUUCGCUUCAAGGUUUGCAUCCAGGCAUCGGGCUGAUGAUGAUGACAUAGAUUUGGCUCGAGAUCCCAGUCCGGAGUUUACCUAUCGAUCCCAGAGGUCCCCACCCGGCUUAGAUGAAGAUACUAGUUACAGAACCAGGAGAUCGUGUGCUAGCUAUGAGACUGUGAGGACUGCUAAGACGGCACAGGAAGAUGAGGAAGAUGAGGAAAUAUCUGCUUUCAUUGCUCAGAUUAAACAGAGGGCGAGAGCACGGGUGGCGGAGGAGAUGGAGGAUGAUGAAGUUCUUUCCGCGUGGAAGAAACAGGAGGAGUCAAAGUCACACAUCUACAGUAAAAACUAAUACAAACAUGACUGUUUAUGCCAAAAAAAAUGAAAGAUGUCAUUAUCUAUUGUAGAUGUAGAAUAUCAUAGCAGUGAUGAUUCAUUGUUUCAUAUGUGUGAUCCGAUAUAAAUCAUUCAUAAAGACAAAGGUGUUCAGUACGAGACUCUUAGAGCUUGUUUGAUAUGGAGCUCCAGUCGAUACUGCAUAUAAACAAACAGAAGAUAACAUCGCUGGAUUCAUUAUAAAGUCAAACUGUUACAAAAGUCUCUUGUGUUCAGGCUUUAUGACAGAGGAGAACCACACAAAUCUUCCUGGAACAUGGAGAGUAAUGUUAUGUGCAAAUUUAUAUCAGCAAAUCUAAAAACAAACAAACAAAAAAGCAUAUUUAGCAGCCCUGGAGUCAUUAAAUGAAAUGGUCCAAAAAAAAACAAAAAAAACAAAAAAAUAUAUAUAUGUGUGUAUAUAUAUAUAUAUAAAUGCACACACACAUACACUAUAAUGCCAAAAGUAUUGGGUCACCCCCUUCUAACGAACAGGUUUGACUACUUUAGUAAUUUCCAUGAGUACAAAUCUUACUGUUUAAGCAUAUAAUGAUAUUGUGUGCUUCUAAUUUUAUAGCAACAGUUUGGACAGGACUCUUUUCUAUUCUAACAUGACGAUGCCUCUGUGUAUAAGGCAAGGUUCAAAAAUAAAUGAUUGAUUGAGUCAGUGUGGAAGAACUUGACCGGUCUGCAGAAACCUCUGCUGUGACUUUAAAUGCAGACCUUGAGCCAAAAACUCAUCACCAAACACCAGUGACUUUACAGUCAUUUUAGACACUUCCAAACGGUUGUAACAGAGAUGGAAAUACAAUUUUUAAAUACAUGAAUUAUGUUUCCAUUUUUGUUGCCACAGUUUUGGAAGGGCCUUUUUCUGUUCUAAAGAAGGGGGUGCCAAUACUUUUGUCAAUAUAGUGUAUAUAUAUAUAUAUAUAUAUAUAUAUAUAUAAUUUGUUGCAUUUAUAUAGCGCUUUACAUUGUGAGGGGGGUCUCCUCAUCCACCACCAUAUAUAUAUAUAUAUAUAUAUAUAAAGGAUCAUCUCAUUAUAUAUACUGCCGUUCAAAAGUUUGGGAUCAGUAAGAUUUUUAAAGUUUUUUUAAAGAAGUUACUUGACAAGCAUUAGAAAUUUGAUCAAAAAUACAGAAAAAAAACCCUUUAAUUUUGUGAAAUAUUAUUGCAAUUUAAAAUAACAGUUUUCUAUUUUAAUAUACUUUAAAAUAUAAUUUAUUUCUGUGAUGCGCAGCUGUAUUUUCAGCAUCAUUACUGCAGUCUUCAGCGUCACAUGAUCUUCAGAAAUCAUCCUAAUAUGCUGAUUUAUUAUCAAUGUUGGAAACAGUUGUGCUGCUUAAUCAUGUUUGGGACCUGUGAUACUUUUUUUCAGGAUUCUUUGAUAAAUAAAAAGUUAAAAGAACAGUGUUUAUUCAAAAUAGACAUUUUGUGUUACAAUAUACACUACUGUUCAAAAGUUUGGGGUCGGUACAUUUUUUUCAUUCUUUUUUUAAAAGAAAUUAAUACUUUUGUUCAGCAAGGAUGUGUUAAAUGAUAAAAGCAAUAGUAAAGACUUAGGCUAUAUUGUUAGUAAAGAUUUCUAUUUUAAAUAAAUGCUGUUCUCUUUAACUUUUUAUUCAUCAAA
Messenger RNA from Onychostoma macrolepis, 5042 nucleotides. RefSeq names its product dual specificity phosphatase 27 (gene styxl2). Lineage: Eukaryota; Metazoa; Chordata; Actinopteri; Cypriniformes; Cyprinidae. Gene Ontology annotation, molecular function: protein tyrosine/serine/threonine phosphatase activity; MAP kinase phosphatase activity. Gene Ontology annotation, cellular component: cytoplasm. Gene Ontology annotation, biological process: negative regulation of MAPK cascade; protein dephosphorylation. The record is from RefSeq and is a predicted model, not a curated record.